This is a messenger RNA of Penicillium expansum, 831 nucleotides long. RefSeq names its product Frag1/DRAM/Sfk1 family protein. Bases 1 to 831 code for a protein of 276 amino acids. NCBI's taxonomy places the organism in Eukaryota, Fungi, Ascomycota, Eurotiomycetes, Eurotiales, Aspergillaceae. The record is from RefSeq and is a predicted model, not a curated record. The transcript has 4 exons. Gene Ontology annotation, cellular component: plasma membrane.
AUGUGGAUUAUCUCGUUUUGGAUGUUUCCGUUGGUGUCAGCCUGCAUGUGGGUUUCAAUGUUGAUCGCCAUGCUGGUCACCUGGGUCAAAGACGGGAGACCGCACUAUGCCAGUAUGGAUGAAGGACAGACUAUUGCGUACAUCUCAGAUGUCGGAGCACAAGGCUUGAAGCCGCUGUUCGUCGCAGGCAGCGCGGUCACCGUCGUCUUUCUCGAUUUAGCAUUCCUCUCCGAGCGGUGGCUUCGACACUCCAACCAGUUGGCCUCGAACAAGGGUAGAUUGGACAAGGCAUGCGCUAUUAUUUCAAUCUUUUUCGCGAUUGCCGGUGCUGCAGGUCUGAUUCUGCUCUCUGUAUUUGAUACCCUCCGCCACCCGAAGUUACACGACGGUUUCAUCGGCCUGUUCAUUGCUGGAUACGUGAUCAGUGCCAUUUUUGUUUGCAUAGAGUACCUCCGUAUCGGAAUCUUCUACCGUCGCGAGCACCGUGUCUUGCUCGUCAGUUUCUUUAUCAAGCUUGUCUUCGUCAUUGUCGAGCUCGCACUCGCCAUUGGCUUCGGUGUCUGCAUCGGUAGCAAGAACUCGUCUAAGCAAAACCCUGGCGCGGUUAUCGAGUGGACUAUUGCUUUCGUCUUCACUGGAUACGUUCUUUCCUUCGUCGUCGAUCUAUUGCCUUCUGUGCGCACCAAAAACCACGUGCCCCAGGGUGAGAAGUACCUGAUGAACCAGGGUGGAUUCAGUGGAACCCGUGAAGAAGGCGUCUCCAUCGAAGAGCCGCUGACCCAUGACUCGAUGGGCCCGAGCACCGGCUUCUACCGAGGCCAGCGGGUCUAA